AUGGUCGUCUUCGGUUUUGCACUGCAUACGCUGUGCUGGAGGAAGAACGGGAGACUGGAGAUCUUUCAGAAUGGUACCCUCUGGGUGAAGAGGGAGGCUACAAUGCAAGGAGAGGGCUAUAUGCUGGGGAUAAAGAGGGUCAGAAGGCUGUACUGUAACGUCGGCAUCGGUUUCCACAUACAGGUUUCACCAAACGGGAAAAUCAGAGGUGCACAUGAUGAGAACAGAUACACACUUCUAGAAAUUUCACCAGUGAAGACAGGAGUGGUGACGUUGUAUGGACUCAGAAGCAGCCUGUUUAUCGCCAUGACUGACCAGGGAAAACUUUAUGGCUCAGGUCACUACAAUAAUGACUGCGAUUUUAAGGAAAGUCUCCUGGCAAACAACUACAACAGCUAUGAAUCAGCAACGCAUCCUGGUAUGUACAUCGGCCUGAGCAAGACUGGAAAAAUCAAGAGAGGCAACCGUCUUAAAAUCACCAUGACAAUGGCACAUUUUCUCCCGAGGAUUUGA
Molecule: messenger RNA, 513 nt
Organism: Synchiropus splendidus (mandarinfish)
Lineage: Eukaryota; Metazoa; Chordata; Actinopteri; Syngnathiformes; Callionymidae
Product: fibroblast growth factor 4B-like
Exons: 4
Coding region: 1-513 (170 amino acids)
Biological process (GO): positive regulation of cell population proliferation; fibroblast growth factor receptor signaling pathway; animal organ morphogenesis
Cellular component (GO): cytoplasm
Molecular function (GO): growth factor activity; fibroblast growth factor receptor binding
Source: RefSeq, a predicted model, not a curated record